Sceloporus undulatus (fence lizard) is the source of this 5402-nucleotide messenger RNA. RefSeq names its product kelch like family member 34 (gene KLHL34). Gene Ontology annotation, molecular function: protein binding. The transcript has 2 exons. NCBI's taxonomy places the organism in Eukaryota, Metazoa, Chordata, Lepidosauria, Squamata, Phrynosomatidae. The record is from RefSeq and is a predicted model, not a curated record. The coding region runs from base 1047 to 2843 and encodes 598 amino acids.
ACUAUAAUCAGCUCUGAGAAAGAGCUGGAGCUAGUGUUCUCCCCAAAUCUGAUUUCAAUUUUCUUCCUCUAUAAAAGAGGCCUCCAUAUUUUAUUUUGUUUUGGGUUCCAUUUUCAGAAACCUUUAAAAUUUAUAUUGGUGAUUUUUAAAAACCAUAAUGUAACAUUGCAAGGUCGGUGAGGAUGGUGCCAUGUGUGUUUUCUCUAGGAUACAUCUCUUCAACAUUCUGAAACAUUCCUGCUUGCCUGCAUUUCCUGAUCUGAAAAAAGGACAGAAUGAAGAGUUACCUAAUGAUGUCUCCACCUGGGCUUUGAUUGAAAUUUGGGAAGCUGGGGGACUACAAACUGCUUGAAAGAUGACUGAACAAAGGCAGGAAGAAUAUUCACAAAUAUUCCUCAACUACCCGAUAAGCUAAAAGGUCUACAUGUUCACGAAGUCCUCCCACUCUAAUCUGGAGGUGCUGAUUUGAUUUUCAGCUGAGACUUCCUACAAGGAGCAAUCACCAUACGCGGCUUGUUGGCCCUGGGGGAAUAAGAGCUAAACUUAUCUAGGAGUGAAAUACAGAGCUUGGGCAAAGCUGCAGCAAAGUUCAGUCCUCUUUCUCUCUUCCUGAUGCAUGGUUAGUCACAGAAGACCUAUUUAAUCUUCUUAAAGAGAAGGAAGAGCCACAAGAGAUAUCUGAGCUGGCAAAACAUCACUUACUGUCAUUUAUCUCUCCACUCUGUCACCUGAUGCUGUGCAAGCAAGCCAUACCAUCUCCUGUGGACCAUCUAUAUCCUUAAGCAGGACAUGGAGGUGAGAGAAAUGAAUGCCUGAAGGUUGUUACUAGAAUCAGCUUUAUGAAUGAAUGCAUGAGACAAUGUACUAGAAGGACACUUAAUUGGAGAGGGAUGUCAAAUUAUUAAAUGGCUUCUUUGUCACCAGUUCAAGGAGCUGCUGCGUGUUCUUCAAAGACCUCCUUGCACAGUUGACUUAAUGCACAGUUGCAGCUUCUUCGCUUCACUUUUUGUGCUUCAAAAGGGCUUCAGAGUAUUUGGCUCUAUACCAUGAGUUAUUUCCUAUCUUACUGCAAAGGACAUUGUAGCGCUGUGCUCUCUCGGUACCAAACCCUCCGAGCUGAAGGAUUAUUGUGUGAUAUUUUAUUGAAGGUGAAAGAAAAUGAAUUCCCUGCCCACAAGUCUCUGUUGGCCUGUUCCAGUGAUUACUUCAGGGCCAUGUUCAAGAGCUAUACCAAAGAAUCCAAGGCUGCCAUCAUUCAUCUGCAAGUCAUCUCAGCGACUGGUUUGCGGCAUGUUCUGGAUUUUAUUUAUACCUCUUGGUUGCCUUUGUCAUUUGCCAGUUUGGAAGAUACCUUGGAAGCUGCCACUUACCUGCAAGUGACUGAGGCAAUUGGCUUGUGCAGCCAAUUUCUAGCUAAUAAUCUGACUCUGGAAAACUGCUGUUUUAGUGCCAAUGUUGCUGCAAAAUUCUAUCUUCCAGAUGCUUUAUCUGCAGCAGAAAAAUAUCUAAUUUUUAAUCUCUGGAAACUCCUGGAUUUAGAUUUGGCAGGACUGCUGGAACUGAAUUUUCACUCUCUGAAGGGAAUAGUAGAAUCUCCUGAUGUACCCAUGGUAAAAGAGUCACAUUUGCUAGAUCUGUUACUAAAGUGGCUGAAGUAUGAUAAAUUGAGGUUAACACACACAACUAGCCUUUUGGAACACAUAAGAUAUGGUCUCAUUCCAGUUGAAGAUCUGAGAAAAACCUACACUCAAUCAGAAGUGCCUCUAACAGCCCCCAUUAAAUGCUUAAUUAUAAAAGCAAUAAACUAUCAUUCACUCAUCUUUAGACAACCUAUCCUGCAAGAUAAGUACAGCACUCUGAGAAAUCAGAAGACACGGAUUAUCCUGCUUGGAGGCAUGAUUGUGGAUGAAGGGCCUUUCAGUGAUGUGGUAGCUUUUGAUGUUUACAACCACAAAUGGCGAAUUUUAACACAAGUGCCAGACAAGUUACAAAAUCAUUGUGUGUGUACAGUUGGAAACUUUCUUUAUGUAUUAGGCGGGGAAACAGAACAUUCACAGAGAGAUCUUCAAAUUCCUGCUUUGACUAUUACAAACAAAGUUCAUCGAUAUGAUCCCAGAUUUAACAAAUGGAUACAAAUUACUGACAUGCUGGAAAAAAGAUGUCUCUUUUCUUGUUGUGUCCUAGAAAACAAGAUCGUUGCAAUUGGUGGGCAAGGUGAGAAUGGAUCACUGCAUUCUUCCGUUGAAGUUUACAACAUUAGCCGAGACACCUGGACAAAAGUUAAAGAUUUGCCAGGCAAAAUUCACGGCCAUGCUGGCACUGUUUGCAAGAACAUUGUUUAUAUAUCAGGAGGCAAAUACAUGGAUCAAAGUAAUACAAGUAAGGAUUUGUAUGCUCUGAGUACCCUAGAAGGACAAUGGAGAAAGCAAGCCCCAAUGAGUAUUGCUCGAUUUGGGCAUCAGAUGGCCACAAUCCGAGAGUCGAUUUUUACCUUUUUAGGACUUUAUGAACCAUUCUCUGAAAUUGAAAAAUAUGACCCUGACCAGAAUCAGUGGACUCGCUUAAGGCCACUGGUUUAUGACCGAUUUAGUUAUGGUUUAGCAGUAGUGGAGGAAACUGCCCUUCUCAUUGGAGGGAAGAAAUGGCAAGAUUCCCAGGAGAUUCCAACCCAAGAUGUGGUGGGCUAUGAUAUAGACAAUGACUGCUGGGAAGAAAUCUGCAAAGCCUCCUUGCCUUGGUAUGGAUUGCAGUGUGCAGUGCUACAGCUUUCUGAACUGAAUGACAUUCAGGACAUUCAACAACAAAAGAGACCAAGUGUGGGGUUACCACUCAGUGAAACAUGAUCCAUAUAGAUAAUUCAGAAGGGCAUAAAAUCAUCAGGAUUUAUAAAAAUAAAGAAAGGCAAUUGCUCUUGCCUUUUAAGUGGUGCUGAAGUUUCAAACUGGAAAUGGCAUUUUCAAAGUGAAGAGUGAAACUGUUCUUUCCAAAAAGCUCAGUUUCCUCCUCCCCAAUUCUUAUUGGUGAAAUUUAUGGAGUAGGUGUAUCUCACAGUAGCAAAGAAUAAUAGCAGUGCUUGAAAUUAAAUUAAAAAGAUAAAGUUAUCAAGAAGAUUAAUUGUUAUGAGGAUGAAUGCUACUUGUACCAAUUUGUGUUUUAAAUUAUAGUUAUUCACGAAAGACCAUCCUGUAUGUUAGAUUAUACUAGUGGGAAAAUGCUGGUUUCUUAAACAUUCCCACCAUGCUAUAGCACGCUAGUAAAGAUUGGCUACUGCAUGUAUUGCAUAUAUUAUAUAUUAUACAAAUUUCUUUUGAGAGAUUGUGAUAAUCUUCUUUUGACUAUAAAAAGACAUGGGGAGCCUCUUUCCACAUUUUUGCUUAGUCAGAUAUUUAUAAAUUGUGUCAUUUUAAACUACACUGAUUAACAGACUUUUAAGUAUUUAAUUUCUGAAGGGGAGGAGUUGUAUAAAUUAUAUAUUAUGAUUUUAAAACUCAUUUUACAGGAUAUCCCCUUUAAUCUGAAAUGUAUACAGCAUAGAUGUAUAGAAGCAGUAUAUUUAGCAUUAAAGAAGAAAGAACAACAAGGAAUACAACAGGACCUUUUCAAGAUAGACAGUCUUACAAGAUAAGGUUGGAUUUUUAUCCUUGGCAGUCAUAACACUGUCUUCAACAAGAUGUGCAGGCAGAAUAACAGUUACAUAGCAACAGGUUGUCAUGCAAACAGCCUGACAGCCCAGUCCUGAGAAUAUGUUGGCAUGGUCUCACUCUGUCUCAGCAUUGCAUAGCCAGCUGCGUAAAGGAGAGUACGUUCAUUCCAAAGUCUCUGCCGAUGCUCAGUGUUACAAGCUGCUUGAUCUUACAAGAUGCAGUCACCUGUUCCAAGCGCAGGUCCUGUGUCCACUGAGGCACCUUAUUCUUCUCCUACAUGGAGAGUUCUUCAGUAUUAGAAGAAAUACAAAGUUCAUGUGUACAUUUUUUAAAAAAAGGAAAGUACAUUUUUUCUAUUCAAUGAGUAUCUAAUCUUGGAUUUUAUCUGUUGCCAAUAUGCUUUUUUCAUUUUGAUUUGUGUUGUUGUUGAUGAUGUAAGAUACUGUGGAUGAUCGUAUUUUAUUCUAUGGUGUAAGCCAACCUAAAGGCUUUGUAGGACUGUGUGACAGGCAAAUCAACUGACAAAAAAAGCACACUGUCAAGCAUGUAUUUAUAUUAGCUUGUGUACGUACAUUGGAAGCUGUGGGUUGUCACGUGUUUCCAGGACAUCUACACACUGUGGGAAGCCUUGAGUAAUCUCAGCUUCUCAUCAUAUUGAACUGAACUAACAUAUACAGGAAUAUUGGAAUAUUGUAGCAUCUAUAACUUAAUCCCACCCCACAACACAGAAGGUCUUUCUGUGUACUUGAAGCAUCUGAAGCAAUGGGAACUGUGUAAUGCCUAGUGCUUAGCCCAAAUCUGAACCCUUCAUCAAGUAUGCCUACAUUUCACUACAGAAAUUCCUUUCUAUAGUUUACUGAUUUCCCAAUUAUACUGGAAAUUAUGUAAUAAUGUUCAAAUAGAUUAAAGCAUUUUGGGACUACUGUACAUAUACGUAUAGCAGGAUGCUGGUGGAAUUGUUAAGCAAACCUUUCUUGUACAGGUGUCAUUUUAUUUUGACAAUCAGGCUCUCAUGUCUUGAAAUUAACUACUGUGUUUGUAUUAUAUAUUCCUAAAAUGUAGAGAGAGAGAGAGAGAGAGAGAGAGAGAGAGAGAAUGAAGUGAAGGAAGAAACUAAAUCUCAACAUUUGGAAUAAAUAGGAUAAUUCAUUUCAGGGUCAAGCAUUUUUAUGUGAGAAAUAUACAAAGUAUCACAAAUUAUAACAAACGGGCCAUGCAAUCAAUAAAUUGUUUAUACAAACAGAACCUUGUAGAUGAUAUAAACAUUUUCACUGGUCCUGAAAUUCCAUACAAAUCUGAAUGCAUGGUUUGUUAUUCAGGUUCAACAGAAUACAGAUUUACAUAAAAUUAGCUGUAAAAAGGCCACUCUCCUGUACAAUUGUGCAAAGUUUGCAAGACAUCUGCAAUCGAAAAAUGCAGUUAAAAAGAAAUGGACAAUCCUUUGAUCCUUAGUUUACUCCCAAGAGCUGAACACAUAAUGCUCUUUAAAAGUUUAAAAGUACAUUCGCUGAGCUGAACAGGCUAUAGCUGGAAGCCAGAUGAGAGAAAGAGUACAACUUCUGAGACAGAUUCAUUUAAAAAGACUUAUUUUUGCCCAGGUAUCGAUCAGCUCAUAUCUCAGCUCCUCACAUGUGCAGAAAAGCAUUAAGAAGCGGCAUGGCAAUCUUUUUUUUUUUUUGGACAUCCAGAAUCAUGACAAAAAUCAAGGUGCUGAUAAAGAGCAAAAACAUACAGUUUCUAUGAUGAAACCUGUCUGUG